ACGGCAGGUUUAUAGAUUCUAGCGCUGCCCUUUUAUUAAUUUGAGAAUGGGAAUAAGUGGCUGAGAGGCAUCGCCUGGAUAUAUAUGUUCGAACUUUCCUUUAUACAUUCGUUUGCCUAUCUACACUCUCGAAACUGUUCCACCGACACCCGGGUGUCCUGGCAAAAAAGCAGGGUAUUGUCGCUUACGUAGCAAGGCGGUGAGGAGCGUGGGGUACGUAUGAACAGCCACAAAUUAAUUACCGUUCGCCAUCUGCUUUGUCACAUAUGCCAGUGCACUUUUUGAGGCACUCGUGCAUAAUAUCAACCACUUUCAUCCCUUGAUCGGGUUGGGCGAAGAGCCAUAGGUGACCGACACAGCACCCAAACGUCUUGGUCUUGCCAGACAAACAGAGUGUUGCCGGAGCUACGCCUGGCCCUAGAGACCAGCGCAGAGCUUCUUCGCCAUGGAUCCGGCCGUUACCGAUGAGCUCAGCAAGCUCGACGAUGGCGUCGCCUUUCGAGCUUCUCCCGACCACUUCCACCAUACUUGGGCCCGCACAUUUUACUCUGCGCCGGAAUUGUACAUUCGACCUGAAUCUCUGGAAGAAAUCGAGAAAGUGACUACGCUGGCACGACGAUGCCGACGACGCAUUACAACGGUUGGCGCCGGCCACUCGCCGUCCGACUUGACCUGCACUUCAAGCUGGAUGGUGAACCUGGACAAGUUCAAUAAGAUACUCUCUGUUGACAGAGAGACUGGGCUCGUGACUAUGCAAGCUGGGAUACGCCUCUUCCAGCUUUCAGAGGAAUUGGACAAGCUUGGUCUCGCGAUGCCUAACCUCGGCAGUAUCAACGAGCAGUCAAUUGCUGGCGCCAUUUCUACUGGAACCCACGGCUCGACUUUGCUUCACAGCAUUCUCUCUUCUUCGGUUACCCGGCUCAAGAUCACCCUCUCGAACUCCCAGACAGUUACUUGCUCGCCAGACGAGAAUGAAGAUCUGUUUCGUGCCGCGCUCUGUUCUCUUGGCGCCCUCGGCGUCAUCACGGAAAUCACUUUUCUGGCUGUUCCAGCGUUCUCCCUUCAUUGGAAGCAAACUCUGUAUCCCCACAAGCACGUUAUCGACACAUGGAACACUAACCUCUGGACACAAGGCGAGUUCGUGAGGGUAUGGUGGUACCCAUAUACUCGCCGUGCUACUAUUUGGCAUGCCUCGAAAACUACACAACCUGCUUUAGACCUGGUACAUAAAGCUGCUUCCUUCGAUUCUGCCUUCGGUUAUCACGUCUACCACAACCUACUCUACAUUGCACAAUGGGUCCCCAGGAUCCUCCCGUGGGUGGAAUGGUUUAUAACUGGGAUGCAAUUUGGGUUUUCAGCAGGAGAGCAGACUACUAUCGAGGCAAUUCAACCAUCGCGACAGGCUCUCCUUAUGGACUGUCUAUACAGCCAAACCGUGAACGAAUGGGCCAUCCCACUUCACAAUGGACCAGCUGCCCUUCGCCGCUUGACCUCUUGGCUUAACCGACUCCCGCCUACGGAUCCCGAAUACGUCGAACAUGGUAUCCCGUACAGCGCAGAAGGCCUCUGGGUUCACGCACCCAUCGAGGUCCGCGUCAGUAAUACAACUCUUAAGUUGGAAAACAACGACGGCUCUUCACGGAAAUCGGUUCGCCCACACCUCGACACAUCUGCCAAGGACGGGCCAACUCUCUAUCUCAAUGCAACUCUCUACCGGCCUUACAACAUGGAUCCUCCCUGCCUCGCUCGAUACUAUCAAGCUUUCGAAUAUUUAAUGAGAGAUCUUGACGGCAAACCUCACUGGGCGAAGAACUUCGAGACCACAAACGAAGAACUAAAGGGAAUGUACGGCGACGACCUAAAGUCAUGGCUCAAUGUUAGAAACGAGGCAGACCCCGAAGGAAUGUUUGUUGGCGCGUGGCACAGAGAGCAUAUCCUGGGAGAUGAUCAACCAAGAUUUGCACUCGAAGAAGCCGAAGUCGACAGAAAGCCCAUGCGAAAAGGUGGUGUCGAGAUCUUCGGGGAGCUUGCCUCUAAAACGGCACAAAAGGAGCGCGAUGAAGCAAGCGAGCCACCAAUUGCCGUAUCUGAAAAUGUCUCUAGCUACUCUAGCCAAUCGAGCUUCGACCUCCUGAACAGCAGCGAGGCUACAGAGAGCCAGCAUCUUCCGAAUUCCAGCUCAAACGGCACAAAGGGAAAGGGACUUGCAGAGGCCAUGGAGGAAGUUUCCCUGAACAGUGGAGCCACUGAAGCUGUGACCCCGGCGGCUACAAUUGCCACAUUGAACAGCAGCAUAUCCAGCAUUGAGGCUGUUCUUCGCGACCUUGCUGAUAGCCAGACUGUUACGUCUGAGAACACCGCUUCAUCGACCCCAGACGGUUCUUUCCAAAAGAAGCCCGAGGAAAUUACUUCUGCAUCUGAAGAAGCUGCUGCUACCGAAGAAGCUGCACUCGUGGCAGAAUUUUGGGCUGGUGCAGCUGCCGCGAAGCAAGAAGCUGCCCGGAAAGCAGAAGCUGUCGCGAAAGAGCAAGCUGCUAAGGAGCAAGCUGCAAAGGAACAGGCUGCCAAGGAACAAGCCGCAAAAGAGCAAGCCGCCAAGGAGCAAGCUGCGAAGGAAGAAGCUGCCCGGAAGGAACAAGCUGCUAAGGAACAAGCUGCUAAGGAGCAAGCUGCGAAGGAAGAAGCUGCCCGGAAGGAACAGGCUGCAAAGGAAGAAGCUGCCCGAAAGGAACAAGCUGCAAAGGAAGAAGCUGCCCGAAAGGAACAAGCUGCUAAGGAGCAAGCUGCGAAGGAAGAAGCUGCCCAGAAGGAACAAGCUGCAAAGGAAGAAGCUGCCCGAAAGGAACAAGCUGCUAAGGACCAAGCUGCGAAGGAAGAAGCUGCCCGAAAGGAACAAGCUGCUAAGGACCAAGCUGCUAAGGAGCAAUCUGCAAAGGAGCAAGCUGCCAAGGAGAAGGCUGCUCAGGAGAAGGCUGCUCAGGAGAAGGCUGCAAAGGAAGAAGCCGACCGGAAGGCAAAGGAGCAAGCAGAGAAGGAGGAAGCUGCCCGAAAGGAGCAGGCCGCAAAGGAGCAAGCCAUAAAGGAGCAAGCUGCCAAAGAACAGGCAGCUAAGGAACAAGCUGCGAAAGAGCAAGCAGCAAAGGAAGAAGCUGCCCGGAAGGCAGAGGCUGCCGCGAUGGAACAAGCUGCUAGGAAGGCUGCAGAGGAUCAGGCUGCCAAAGAGCAGGCCGUAAAGGAGCAAGCAGCGAAGGAGGAAGCUACCCGAAAGGCUGAAGCUGCGGUGAAAGAGCAGGCAGCUAAGGAGCAUGCCGCAAAGGAGCAGGCAGCCAAGGAAGAAGCUGCCCGGAAAGCAGAAGCUGCCGCGAAAGAGCAAGCCGCUAAGGAGCAAGCUGCCAAGCAAGCUGCCAAGGAAAAGACUGUUAAGGAGAAGGCUGCCAAGGAUCAAGCUGCGAAGGAGCAAGCUGCCGCUAAGAAGGAAGCUGCUGCGAAAGGAUCAGCUGCCGCGAAGCAAACGGCUACCGCAAAGAAGUCGGCCAAGGAUGCUGAACAAACGGCAACUGCACAACAGGCUCAACAGAACGGAGACGCCCAAUCUGGACAUAUCUCGUUCGCCAAGACAGCUUCCCCCAGCCUCAAAGCUUCCAAAGCCGCCGAGCCAAAUGGCGAAAGUACCAAGGCAGUCGAGUCGACCAAGGAUGCUGAAGAAAAGACAACGACCACGAAAGCGAGGCGUCUGUCAUUCGCAAAGGUAGCUGCCCUCACCACCAAGGAAGCACCGAAAUCCACCGAGCCCGCUGCCCCUGUUCUCGACCUCCAUCACCUGCCACCAUCACCACCUAAAGCCAAUGGCAAUGGCCGCCAAUUCCUCCCUCUCCAAUCACCGCCCAACGGCGCGCAUGCCAAGUCCAAGGCAUCCACCAAGGAGGGAGGAGAAUCCCCGAAGGCAGCAGUAAAGAAGGAGCAGAAGCAAACCACCACAACUGAUGCCACAGCGUCCCCCAAGCAAGCCAAGAAGGAGCAGCAAACCACCACCACCACCGACGCAGCUCCCCCCUCCAAACGCGAAGCAUUCGACCGCAGCGCCUCCACCCGCGCCGCCAAACGCGCCAAGCUCGCCGAACUAGCCGAGCAGUUUGCGCACGUCGAGGCGGUGGAGGUGACGCAACAGAAGGAGAAUGUAGCGCCGGCGCCUGUGGCGAGGCCGAAUUCGCUGGAUGAUAUGCUGGAGGAGCAGGCGAGGGCGAGGGGGGAGGGGAAGGUGGAGGGGGGGUGGAGACCGCAGGCGAGGCCGAAUCUGUCGGAUGAGUUGGUUGGGGGGGAAAAGGGGAAGGGGGGGAAGUGA
This is a messenger RNA of Pseudogymnoascus destructans, 4342 nucleotides long. It is a transcript of the gene ALO1, whose product is annotated as D-arabinono-1,4-lactone oxidase. Gene Ontology annotation, cellular component: mitochondrion; membrane. The record is from RefSeq and is a predicted model, not a curated record. The coding region runs from base 446 to 4342 and encodes 1298 amino acids. Lineage: Eukaryota; Fungi; Ascomycota; Leotiomycetes; Thelebolales; Thelebolaceae. Gene Ontology annotation, molecular function: D-arabinono-1,4-lactone oxidase activity; FAD binding. The transcript is spliced from 2 exons.